AUGACAGGGACAACGCUGUUCCAACACAACACUGCCUCGGAGCAAUUGUCAUCGGCAGGUUCGUACGACGUUGACGAAAGGUCGCCGAAGACCUGCUGGACCGCUCAACACCUCUGCACCUUCGAGAUGGCACUGCCGUCAGCAUCGCCCAAUGUUCUACGUCGCCGUGCCUUCGCGACACUGCCGCCAACACCAUCGUCCAAUGCUCUGAAGCUGGCACAAUCAUCUCAGCAAUCCUGCAAACUGCUUGACGCGCCGCCCGAGAUCCGCCAGAUGAUCUAUCGCUUCCUGUUCGGCGUCCGUUAUACUCUCAAUAUCAACGAACACCGCUCACCGCGGACUGGCCAAUGGGUGGGGACCAUCGAAUCGCCAUCAAUCCUACGUGUAUGCCAUCAAAUUCGGGACGAAGCUCUAGCAAUUCUUGGCGAUCAUGUCAUUCUCACUUUCAACAACCAAAACAUCGGAGUGCCAGCGCAUGUCAUACGUGGUCUGUCACCAAUCCUGCCACACAUCCAAGAGAUAGUCCUCGGCCACGAGCGCGCGUCCCUGAGGGUGCCCAUACACAGCAUCAUCAAACUUGCUCCAAAUCUAAAGAGGAUCACUAUGCACUACAUGGAAUCAUCUCUGAAGACGACCAAGAUGGACUACCAUGUAUCAUCAUUUCCGCUGGACCUCUACCGAGUGCAAGCCAACCUGAGACUCAAUCUAGGUGGACGGGACGAGCGUACUGGCUGGCCGGUCUCUGACGCAGUCUGGCAAUUAGACUGGGAAUCUCUCGAAUCUGACCUGAUGAAAGUGCUUGAUCACACAUUGGGUAACUGGAUUGGCCUUGCCAAGAAUAUACCUGAGGAUGACAUACGCGCGUGGCUGCAGCAUCUACGCGACACAUUGCGCGAGCACGGCAUGGACUGGGACCAUAGGUACGAAGCGGAGUCGAUAUACUUCGCAUGGGUGAAGAUGCCUCCUUUCGAGCUGGUGGUCAGACCGAUGAGCUUGUACGUCAAUUGCAAUAGCCAUGCACCUGGGAGCGGGAACUACUCAGGAGGCUUGCAGGUCAGUUACUGUUAUGUUCGCUUGCGAUGCCCGCAGUCAUUCCAGUUGCUUCAUCACCUUGUGUUCCAACUGAAGAGAUUCCCAAACUAA
This is a messenger RNA of Cyphellophora attinorum, 1143 nucleotides long. RefSeq lists its product as uncharacterized. The transcript has a single exon. NCBI's taxonomy places the organism in Eukaryota, Fungi, Ascomycota, Eurotiomycetes, Chaetothyriales, Cyphellophoraceae. The coding region runs from base 1 to 1143 and encodes 380 amino acids. The record is from RefSeq and is a predicted model, not a curated record.